Molecule: messenger RNA, 3770 nt
Organism: Drosophila takahashii
Lineage: Eukaryota; Metazoa; Arthropoda; Insecta; Diptera; Drosophilidae
Gene: Top3alpha
Product: topoisomerase 3-alpha
Biological process (GO): DNA topological change
Cellular component (GO): chromosome; nucleus
Molecular function (GO): DNA binding; DNA topoisomerase type I (single strand cut, ATP-independent) activity; zinc ion binding
Source: RefSeq, a predicted model, not a curated record
UAAAUGUUUUAUUUUCUUGCGAAUUUUUUUGAAUGAAAGCUGUCUUGAAAUGUUUUCGCCCCCUGGUUGUCGCACACAGAUGCUACUGCGCUAAUCCCGGCCAGCAGAUGAAGUUCCUCAACGUGGCGGAGAAGAACGAUGCCGCCAAAACAAUUGCCGGUUUGUUGUCCAAUGGCGCAGCUCGAAGGCGCGAGGGCUACUCGGUGUACAACAAGGUCUUCGAUUUCGAGGCGCCGGUGCGUGGCCAGAAUGCCAAAAUGGUCAUGACCUCCGUUUCCGGCCACCUGAUGCAGCUGGAGUUCCAGGUGUCGUACAGAAAUUGGCGCGUGGUGGAUCCGCGCUCCCUGUUCGAUGCGCCGAUCAAGAAGUCCGUGGGCCCGGACUACGAGCCCAUCAAAAGGACCCUGGAGCGCGAGGUGCGCGGCUGUCAGGGGCUGAUUGUCUGGACGGAUUGCGAUCGCGAGGGCGAGAACAUUGGCUACGAGAUAAUCAAUGUGUGCAGGGCCAUCAAACCGAAUCUCACGGUCUACCGUGCCACCUUCUCGGAGAUCACCACAAUUGCAGUGCGCCGGGCUCUGCAGCAGCUGGGCCAGCCGGACAAAAGGCAGAGUGAUGCCGUGGAUGUGCGCUCCGAACUGGAUCUGCGGACAGGAGCGGCCAUCACCCGAUUCCAAACGAUGCGCCUGCAGCGCCUCUUCCCCGAGAAGAUCGCCGACAAGCUCAUAUCGUAUGGGAGUUGCCAAAUUCCCACUCUGGGAUUCGUGGCCGAGCGCUACAAGGAGGUGGAGGCCUUUGUCUCCGAGCCCUUUUGGAAGAUUAAGGUCCUGCACACCAUUGAUGACCUGACGGUGGAGUUUAAUUGGGCCCGAAACCGUCUGUUCGACAAGGAGGCCUGUGAGAACUACCUCCUACUCUGCUUGGCCGAGCCAGCUCCUCGGGCGCUGGUCGAAAGCGUUACCGUGAAGCCCAAGCACAAAUGGCGGCCCACUCCGCUGGAUACGGUGGAAAUGGAAAAGCUUGGCUCAAGGAAACUUAAGCUCUCGGCCAAGGAAACAAUGACCAUAGCUGAGAAACUGUAUAGCAAAGGUUUCAUCAGCUAUCCCCGCACGGAAACCAACCAGUUCUCCAAGGACUUCGCUCUAGCGCCGCUCGUUGAGAUGCAAAUGGGUCACCGCGACUGGGGAGCAUUUGCCCAAAGGGUAAUUGAGUGGGGCCCGAAUCCUCGCAACGGCAAUAAAUCGGAUCAGGCGCAUCCUCCCAUUCAUCCGACUAAAUUAGCGGACAAUUUACAGGGAAACGAGGCUCGUGUGUACGAACUGGUGGUGCGACACUUCCUCGCCUGCGUCAGCAAAGAUGCCGUCGGCUCGGAAACCCUAGUUCACAUUGACAUUGCCGGCGAGAAGUUCACCGCAAAUGGUCUGGUUAUUCACGAACGCAACUACCUGGACGUUUAUGUGUACGACAAGUGGAGCGCCAAGCAGAUUCACCACUACGAGAACGGUCAGCGCUUCGAGCCCACGGAGGUGUCGCUGCACGAAGGAGCCACCACUGCGCCGCCCUUGCUGACCGAAGCGGAUCUGAUUGCACUGAUGGAGAAGCAUGGAAUUGGCACGGAUGCCACGCACGCUGAGCACAUAAAUACGAUCAAGGAACGCGGCUAUAUCGGAGUGCUGGACAAGGGCUUCUUGGUGCCUGGCGUUAUUGGAAUGGGUCUGUACGAGGGUUACGAUGCCAUGGAACUGGCCCUUGCCAAGCCGCAGCUGCGCGCGGAGUUUGAAUCGGAUCUGAAACUCAUUUGCCAGGGGCAGAAGGAUCCCAAGGUCGUGCUGACCGAACAGAUUGCCAAGUACAAGCAUUCGUACCAGCAGAUUACCGACAAAAUCACCGCCAUGGACGCCAAGAUAGCGGCUCGAAUCAAUGAGACGCCUGCCGCGAAUUCUUCGGGUCCCGAAGGAUCCGAUCAGAACCAAGCCACAAUGCAAACGCUCUUCCAGUGCCCCAAAUGCAAUGAGGCGCCGCUGGCACUGAAGGCCAAGAAGAACCAGCAGGGCUGGUUCAUUGGCUGCAACAAUUUUCCGGACUGCAAAAACGUCGUGUGGAUGCCAGCGGAGUGCAAGGACGUCUCGGUGCUGGAUGAGUGCUGUCCUAAUUGUGGAGAUGGCCACCGAAUGCUCAAAUUCCGCCUGAGCACGCCGUACUAUCGCGGCGUAUUCAAUACACCCCACGGUUGGUACAAGACCUGCCUGCCCUGUGAUAAUCUCUUUCGGACCACUUUCAACAUUAAUUUGGAUUCAGUGAAGAGAGUGGGUGGCAUUGUGGGCGAGGCCAGAGGUGGAGGAUGGGGUCCUGGACCGGGAGGAGGAGGAGGAGGAGGUGGUGGAGGUGGCUCUGGAGGAGGAGGUGGUGGUGGUGGUCCUGGAGGAGGAGGUGGUAGCUCUGGAGGAUGGGGUAGUGGCAGUAGCGCGAGUUCCGGAGGUGCUCGGAAAAAUCCGCCACCAGGAAAAGGAAAUAAAACCGACAGCGGACCUAAAAAACCAGCCACCAAGAAACCAUCAAGCGAACCUAAGCCAAAAAAGGCACCGAAAACCACUGUCAAUAAAAAUCCAACCACAAAAUCAUCCGGGAGACGCAGCUACUUUACCAGUGCAACCAGCACCAACGAACUAGAUGGAUUCUUCGAUAGCAACGAUGGCUUCGAGGAUGCCAUGUUGGCUGCUGCUGACUCCGUUAAAUCGAGCACAAGUCAACCCAAAAGCGCCAACUUGGUUCCCCUGGAUGACGACAUAGCCGCCGCCUUUGCCGCGGACGAUGAUGCGGAAUUCGAGGCGCUGGUGAACGGAGGGAAUGUGCAGUCCGAUAUGGAUAAAAGUCUCACGCAAUGGGUGCAGGAGCACGACGCGGCGGAUGAUAGACCCAUGGUGUGGGGAAGCAGGGAACGCGCCUCCUUGGGUACUGCUGCUCCCACUCCUCCACCGAAACCGGCAGCCAAACGACCGAGGUGGGAUAGUGCCGAAUGGGAUACGCCAUCCGCAACGGCAGCCGAGCCGGAAACAGUGCUUUGCACGGGAUGCCAGCAGCCAGCUCGCCAGAACACCGUUCGCAAGGAUGGACCCAACCAGGGCAGGCUGUUCUACAAGUGUCCCAAACCGGAUGAGUGCAACUUCUUUCAGUGGGCCGAUGAGCCAGCAUCCUCAACCGCUCGGAGCACUGCCAGCUCUUCCUCCUGGGGCACCAAUCGAGUGGUUACUCUUCCCAGUAUUCAGCAGGGCAAUUCACAGCGUGGCCAAUCUUCAAUGCGAUCAAACUCCAGCAGCACUGUCACCAUUACUCAAACCAAAACGAAAAAGAACGAUAGGAGUUCGGCGACCACUUCUCAAGGAGAUGGAGACCAGGUGAUGUGCAACUGCGGCCAGGUGGCCAGCAGUCUGACAGUCCGGAAGGAUGGACCCAAUCAGGGCAGACCCUUCUUCUCGUGCCCCACGCGAGAAAAGUCCUGCGGUUUCUUCAAAUGGGGAGAUGAUGAGCAAAACCAAGGUGCCAGUAGCAGUUCUAGUUUCGCUUGGGGAUCAGGCAAUCGGAAUCCUCCUAGUCGUAGUCAACCUACGGCUUCCACAUCAGAUGCCCCAAAAUCACGUCGUUGUGGACUUUGUCGGAAGGAAGGACACACCCGAAACAAGUGUCCGCGCAAAAAUGACUUUGAUAUGUAGUUGCACAAGGCAUCUGGAGAGGUAUUUUUAUGUACAUUGUAUAUAAAGUUAAUAAAUAAGUUU